Onychostruthus taczanowskii (white-rumped snowfinch) is the source of this 6400-nucleotide messenger RNA. It is a transcript of the gene JADE2, whose product is annotated as jade family PHD finger 2. Gene Ontology annotation, cellular component: histone acetyltransferase complex. NCBI's taxonomy places the organism in Eukaryota, Metazoa, Chordata, Aves, Passeriformes, Passeridae. The record is from RefSeq and is a predicted model, not a curated record. Gene Ontology annotation, biological process: regulation of transcription by RNA polymerase II.
CGCUGAGGGGAUGUGUCGGGAGCAGCCCCACGGCUCGGUGGCAGCCGGCGGGCGCAGGUGCCGGGACGGCUCCGGGACGGGGUCCCCGGCGCGGGGUCGGUGGCCGGAGCCGUGUGCGUGCCGCUGGGGGCACUAUGUUCUGUUUGUGUUCCUAUUUCUGGGCUGGAAGAACAAACAGGGAAGUGGUUUUUCUGCAGUCUCAUUGCAGCUCAAACAGAGCACAUCAUUCAGCCGGUGUUGCUCACAGCGUCAGAGGUGACGGCGCGGGGACCGAGCGCGGCGCAUCCCUCAGCCUGCGGGGACGCUGGGAAGAGAUGGAAGAAAAACGACGCAAGUACUCCAUCAGCAGUGAUAACUCGGACACCACUGACAGUCACACCACAUCCACUUCCAGAUGCUCCAAAAUUCCGAAUACCAAAUCCCCCUGGUCACGGCAGAAGGAGAAGAAGCCCUCUGAGGUUUUCCGGACGGAUCUGAUAACAGCCAUGAAGAUCCCUGACUCCUUCCAGCUGAGUCCUGACGAGUACUACGUUCUGGCUGAUCCUUGGAGGCAGGAGUGGGAGAAGGGUGUCCAGGUGCCAGCAAGUGCCGAGGCCAUCCCUGAACCUGUGGUCAGGAUCAUCCCCCAGCUGGAGAGCUCGCUUUCACAGGUUUCACCGAGCAGCCUGCCUGGCUCUGAGAUUUCAGAAGCCACAAGGACUUACUUGCAAGGAAUGAGCCGCUAUGACCUGGACGAGCUCGAUGCCUGCUGGUUGGAACUUGUUAACAUGGAGCUCAAGGAGAUGGAAAAGCCCGAGCUGGACGAGAUCACCCUGGAGCGAGUGCUGGAGGAGCUGGAGACCAUGUGCUACGAGAACAUGAACAUCGCCAUCGAGACCGAGGAGGGCUUGGGCAUCGAGUACGACGAGGACGUGGUGUGUGACGUGUGCCGCUCGCCCGAGGGGGAGGACGGCAACGAGAUGGUGUUUUGUGACAAGUGCAACGUCUGCGUGCACCAGGCGUGCUAUGGCAUCCUGAAGGUGCCCAUUGGGAGCUGGCUGUGCCGGACCUGUGCCCUCGGAGUCCAGCCCAAGUGUCUGCUGUGCCCCAAGAGGGGGGGAGCGCUGAAGCCCACCCGGAGCGGCACGAAGUGGGUCCACGUUAGCUGUGCCUUAUGGAUACCUGAAGUUAGCAUUGGAUGUCCUGAAAAAAUGGAACCCAUUACGAAGAUCUCACAUAUCCCAGCAAGCAGAUGGGCUUUGUCCUGCAGCCUCUGCAAGGAGUGCACUGGGACAUGCAUUCAGUGCUCCAUGCCCGCCUGUGUCACCGCAUUCCACGUCACCUGCGCCUUCGACCACAACCUGGACAUGCGGACUAUCCUUGCGGACAACGAUGAGGUGAAGUUCAAGUCCUUCUGCCUCGAGCACAGCACCGGCGCCACCAAGUUGCCCGAGGAGGCACGGACAGAGCCCGACCAAGCCCAGCUGGACUUGGAGAAGGUCACGCUGCGGAAGCAGAAGCUCCAGCAGCUGGAGGAGGACUUCUAUGAGCUCGUGAAGCCUUCAGAGGUGGCAGAGAACCUUGACUUAAGUGAAUCACUGGUGGACUUUGUCUACCAGUACUGGAAGCUGAAGAGGAAAGCAAACUCCAACAAACCGCUGCUGACACCAAAAACGGAUGAAGUGGACAACUUGGCUCAGCAAGAGCAGGAUGUUCUGUACCGACGCCUAAAGCUCUUCAUGCACCUCAGGCAAGACCUGGAGAGGGUUAGAAAUCUCUGUUACAUGGUGACAAGACGGGAGAAAAUGAAACACACCAUUUGUAAACUGCAGGAGCAGAUCUUCCAUCUCCAGAUGAAGCUUAUUGAGAAAGAUCUUUACCCAGAACAAACUGGGAAGAAGACAAAGGGUAAGAAAAGUGACCCAAGAAGGAAAGGAAGAGAUGGUAGAAAAAAUAGUCCUGAGAAGACAGAGAAAAGGAAAUCGGUCAACGAAACUGUUUUGGGACAACUGGGCUUGUCAACCUCCUUCCCCAUCGAUGGGACCUUCUUCAACAGCUGGUUGGCACAGUCAGUGCAGAUCACAGCGGAGAACAUGGCGAUGAGCGAGUGGUCACUCAACAACGCCCACCAUGAGGCCAGCACCCCUGGCCUCUCCGAGGAGCUCCUCCAGGAUGAGGAGACCUUGCUGAGCUUCAUGAUGGACCAUUCCCUCAGGUCCCCAUUCAGGCAGAGCGAGACCACAAAGAAAGUGAAAAGCAGAACGAGAACGAACACUAAGAAAAAGCUGCCAAGGAGCAGCCCCUCUGCAGUGGGUGGGGGCCACCCGGAGGGCUCGGAGCCCUGGACUAACAAUGCCAGCAACUUGUCGGAUGAUCCCGCCAAGCCCUUCGCUCUGGAUUCCAGACCGAGCAAGUCGGAAAAAGGGGCAGCAAAGCUUCCCACCGACCGCAAAGGGACGGGCGAGGCCAAAAGGGUGGCCAGGAAGGGCUCUCUCCAGAAAGCCAGCGAGCCUCAUGCCCCUGCUGGGACACGGGGCUGCGUCAGCCAGGAGGAGGAGGAGGAGGAGACGCCGCGCUGCGCUCAGACGGAGCCCAGCCCCGCGGCCAAAGUGCCUGACUCCAUAGGUAGCCCCAAAACCAUCGUGCGGUUCAAAUUACCAAAGGAGAGCCGGGGGGCGCGGCGGUCGCAGCCCCCCAAGGCCGAGGGCGCUGGCGGAGCUCCCUUGCGUCGCUUCGACGCCGACACGGACGGAUACUUCUCCGACGCCGAGAUGAGCGACUCGGACGGGGAGUCCCGCGGCGGCCGCGCGCAGCGGGGCCAGCUGGACGCGGCCGGCGAGGACAUCGUCAGGAUGAGCAUCCUGGCGUCCUAACUGCUCCGACCACGCCGGCUCGAUGAGGCCUCAACCCAGUUCCAACUGCCAUGUCCAAUUUCUGCCUGGUGUCACGGCGAGGGGGGUUUUUAAUAUGUGUAUAUAGUUGGAAAUUCGGCACUGUUGUCUUUCUCUUCUCGAUACGCCUGAGAUACAGCUUCAGCUUCACCGACAUCGACGACUGUGACAGCAGUGGUCCCUCCCCGGCUCCCUGCCAGACCCCACUUCCUGGGAACGUGAGCCGGCACCCGCCAGGACCGAUGUCGAGGGUGCUGAGAGGGUGGAGGGUGCCGGUACCCGUGCUUUCUGCAGGGAUGACAGUUCAAUUAAUGGGCAUUAUUUAAUGAGGGGCAGAUUUCUGCCUGGGACGGUUGCCCUCAGAGCAGGGAGCGAGGAGAGGGUCCGGCAGUGGCCAGCUGUGGGAGGGGAAAUUCCCACCUGUGUGUGCGGAGAGAAGGAAAUAAGCGAUUCUAAAAUAAAUAAUGACUAAAGCACAAAAAGCUUGUUGGAGGAAAACGCUUGGGGUGGAAGAGAGCAAUGUUACAUUUCUAUUUUUAGGGAAAAAAACCUCUUGGUCAUUAUUUUUCCCCUCACCUUUCCAUCUGGUUGGGAUCCGUCCAGGGGCCAGGAUGCAAAAGUCCUCCCUGUCCAUGCCCCUGGUGAGGUUCUUAGAAGCACUGAAGUGAUUUACUCAGGUGACUGGAUGAGCAAGUGGAAAAUGGAAAUGUGGGGCAGGAUGGAGGAGGAAAGCAUCCUUUAAAACCACCAUGGGGAGUCAGGGUUGCUUCCCUCCAAUGCUGCCGUGGUCCCACCAUGCCAGGGCAGCACAUUUGAAAAUGUCCCCCUUACAAACCAAAACCAUGGCCCCAAGGCCAAAUGUGCCGUCACUGAGGGGAAAUGGCAACCCUUGCCACCACUAUUAUGUUUUCCUUCUAAAUGCUACAAUGGAAAUGGUGAAUUUAUUCCUCUCCAUCCUUUGUUUUGUUUUUUACCUUAAAUCCUGGUUACAAGCUGUUGACUCGUUGUGGAGGGGUGAUUCACAGAAGCUGACAUUAUAAAUAUUACAAUAAUUUAAUGCAUAAAAUGUCCCCAAUAAGCCUUAAAUGUUGUUUAAAAGCCCAUGUUACCUAUAAGUCAGGCGAAUUUCCAUGUUUGCACUUAAUUGCACCAUUACUUCGGUUUUGGCUUCAAAGGUCACAGUUAAGUCAUGCUACGUGUUUUAUUGGAGUGACCCCAGUGUGAGCUCAGGGAACAAAAAAAAAAAAAUAAAACCAACCCAAACCUGGGACACUUCUGCAACCGGUUAAACCCAUCACUAAACAAAAAAACCUUGCAAUUGUCAAACCAAUCAGUCAAAGAAUUUUGUGGAUGCCAAAGAAAUAUUUUGACAGUCAAGCAGCACAGCCAGAAACCGGAAACUUGUCAUUAUGAAAAAAAAUUGGAAGUUAUUUAGCAACCAAGGACUAAAGACACACUCAUACCACACUGCUGCGGCGUUAGGUUCCAAGCUUGCUCCGAGGGAUGCUGCUGCUCCAAGACUGCAUCCUGCCAUUUUGGUUUCCGAUGCUUUUUGCUCAUUUCACUGUGAGCUUUCUUUUUGAAACUCUGAGACUAUUCCGAUUGAUGUUUUAGAGUAGAUCAUCAUCUUUAUCAGCCUUCCAAAGUCCUUAUUAUUGAUAAAAUUGCAGCAAAGAUCAGCGAUGACAGCCCAGCUGAUCCCAGACACGGCGACCGGUGGGGGCUGCGGGUGGGAUGCCCAGCCCUGCCUAAGCCCAACACUCACCUGGCUGAGACUGACCGUGCCUGGGAAGGAAUCUUCCUCACAUGGGAAAAAUGUGACACAAGUUAUUAGUGGGAAAAAACAAAAAGAAAACAAAAAAACAGCAAAAUACCAACAAAACAGGAAUUACCUUUGUUAUAAAUUAGCAUAAUCCAUUGAGGUUGGAAAUGAAAAUCUGCUCAUUAAUUAAGGCUCAGUAUGUUCAGAUAAUGUUAAAUACAGUAAAUAGGACUUAGUUUAUCUUAUCAGGCUUGCUAGCUUUAGCUCCAGUAUCCUAGUAUACGAGUCAUAACAAUAAUCAAUAUGCUGCCUUUUAAUGAAUCUUGCUUCCGUGUGCUUCACUCAAUUAUGGUUAAAAAAAAAGCAAUCCACAAAUUUCACUGUACACAGUUCCAUUCAUCAGCUUCUGCACUACUUGUCUUCUCAGUACAGGAAAGCAAAAAUGGGGAAACUUUAAAGAACAACCAACCUGGCACCUCCAACACUGGGCAAUAGCACAGUUUGAAACACUCCCAAAACAUCAGGCAUCAUGUUUUGCCAUCAGGAGGGGGGGGAAAGCUAAGCAAGCUGGUGGGGUGCAGGAGAAGAAUGGGAUGGCAGGAAUAGAGAGGAGGAAAAGGGCUCUGGUGAGCUUUGGGGCUGAGCAAGGGCUGGACCAUGGCAGGAUGGCUGCAGCCACCCCAGAGCAUCCCCUGCCUGGAGUGUCCUGGGAGCAGGGGAGUCUGGUGUUCUGGAGAGAAAAUGCACAAGGAAAAUAUUUUUGAUGUUAAUGUAAAUGUAUUUUGAAAUGAAUAGAAAGAGAAGAAAAAAAAGGUUUAUUUUGGUACAGAAAUGUUAUCUUUUAAGAUGUAUAAACUGCAGGAAUUGACAUUUGCACUGUAAGAGCACCUGUUUCCUUGGAGAAGCAGCAGCUGUUGAGGUGAGGAUGCAGAAAGCAUCAUUCCCUGAUGGAGGACAGCCACUCACCAGCCCCAACCCUGAUGGCUGAGGGAGUUUCCCCAGGACAGCUCCCAUUCCACACUCCCAUUUUCCCCACACCCAUCUUUUGAUACUUUUUUUUUUCUUUUUUAUUUUCUUUUUUUUUUUUCCACUUGCACCUGUUUUAUGGGGUUAGGAUGCCUGCUGUCCCAUGGAGCUCGCCCCAAGGUUGGAUGCAGAAUGGAGCCAGGAUGGAUGCAGGCUGCAGGAAGAUGCUGCUACAGGGCAGGGCAUGAGGUUUGGUUGUUCUUUAAGGAAAUCCCCUGCAGUUUGCACCAUUCCACAUUCAAAACAACCCACUUCACAUCAGUUACAGGAAACGAUAUGAAUGUCGCAGGAGGAGAAACCCUUCUGUUUUCUUUGUUUCAAAGAACGUGAUGUGCCAUUUGUUAAUACAAAAGAGAAAUAUUGAAAAUAUAUUGAAAAGAGCAAUUUUAAAUUAUUUUUGGCUUAUGUUGCAAUAUUUAUUUUCUUGUAUUAGAAAUUCCUUUGUAGAGAAAAAAUGUAUUUUUCAUUAAUGCAAAAACCUAUUUCUCCUUUUUGUACAUUUUCCAUGUUAGUUAAUCCUUAAAGCAAUAUAAUGUUAUCAAACUCGUUCUGUGUGAGACUGUAUUAUGCAUGCUAUUUGUGUUGCCUUGGAAUAGCUCUGUCUGCCAUUAUUUUCAUCCUGUUUAGAUACAGUGUAUGCUUUAAUACACAUUGGGACCAUGGCCCAUUGCUUAUGAAAAGAAACCCCUUUGCAUUCCUCAAUGUGUUGGCUAAUGCAGUCAAUAAAGCAGUGUUUUCUGUG